This is a messenger RNA of Homarus americanus (American lobster), 2560 nucleotides long. RefSeq names its product prolyl 4-hydroxylase subunit alpha-1-like. Gene Ontology annotation, molecular function: protein binding; L-ascorbic acid binding; iron ion binding. Gene Ontology annotation, cellular component: endoplasmic reticulum. Gene Ontology annotation, biological process: peptidyl-proline hydroxylation to 4-hydroxy-L-proline. Lineage: Eukaryota; Metazoa; Arthropoda; Malacostraca; Decapoda; Nephropidae. The transcript is spliced from 13 exons. The record is from RefSeq and is a predicted model, not a curated record. The coding region runs from base 18 to 1739 and encodes 573 amino acids.
AAAUUUACCUGGUAACGAUGCUGUCACCUUUGCCAGUUGUAAAUUAUACACAACUAAAGUACCACGUUACCUGUGUAUGGGAAACAGCAGAUGCAGCGGUGGCCGUGGGUGACAGUUUUGCCACCGUCAGGACCCUGCGUCCUGUAUCUGAUCUAACGGAGGAGACGCUGAACAAGGUGCGGCAGGUGCCACUUACCCCUCCUCUAGGCACCUCCACCUACCACCUGACACAGCUGUUGGAGGAGGAAAAAGGCGCAGCAGAGAGACUACGGGCGAUGAAUGAGGUGUUGGAGAGGACACAACAAGUCGUCGCCAGGUAUCUGUCUUCGUGGGAUGCAUUGGUGGCGGCAGGAGCGGGGAAGGAAGGCUUCACCCACCACCCUGUUCACGCUUACGCCCUCACCAAGCACCUCACCCUUGGGUGGCCGCGCCUGGAGGAGGCCAUGAACCACCUACACGGCCUCUCACAAGACAUCGAGUGGAUGUUAAGACGGCGGGGUAGCAGCGGUAUCACCACUGAGGAGGACCUUGCCUCCGUGAUGAGCGGCCUCGCCAGACUACACGAUUUUUACACCCUCAACCUUACCGCCCUCACCCACGCCUCCCUAUCCUCCCACCUCGACCCAAGUUCCAUCUCCGCCGGCCUCCCCGUCACAGUGUGGGAUCUGCACCACAUCGGCUCCCACGCCACCGCUGUUAACAUCUGGAACUCAGGUGUCGACUUCUUGCUGGCGGCCCUUGACCACUGGCACGACAACAACAUCAGUCACCACUACACUGACCUCCACAGCCUUACCAAGAAACUCACCAAGGCCACCAAGAUGCACGACCAAGUCCUGGAGCGUAAGGGUCACCGCAGCAAGAGCCACAGUACACAUGCCCUGCCCCUGGACAAGACCCUGGCCAGGAAGAAGAAGUACCACCGCCAGCAGGAGACGAUGUUGGGCCAGGUGGGGUCUAGCCUUCAGGGCCUCGACCAAUAUGUGCAGCUGUGUCAAGGGAACGACCUUAGGCCAAUGAACGUAACAUCGCGUCUGUACUGUCGGUACGUGAGCAACGGGUCGCCAUUGUAUGUGAUCGGGCCGCUGAAGAUGGAGGUUCAUUAUUUGCGGCCUUAUGUAGUGACCCUGAUGGGCGUGGUGGGCGUACAGGAGGCACAGGAGGUGCAGAAGACUGCGGCAGUCUUCCUGGGAGAGUCAAGCACGGUACAGCACAAUGGCAGGUCCCGGGUGGGGCCACAACGCACCAGCUCUACGGCGUGGCUGUGGGAACAUGACAGCCCUCAACUACCCCGCCUCACUCAGCGCAUCGAGCACCUGUUAGGGGUCAACGCCCAACAACAUUACGGAGCUGAGGCAUACCAGGUGGUGAACUACGGUGUUGGAGGCCACUAUUCGGUGCACCACGACGCCCUCUCCAACACCCCCUACCUCCAGUUCCACCGCUUUGCCACCUUCCUCAUAUACCUCACUGAUGUACCACAAGUUAACACAUGUACAGGAGGGAGGACGGUAUUCCCUUGGCUUGGUGUGGGUGUAGCGCCCCAACGAGGUUCUGCUCUGGUGUGGUUUAAUGUGGACCAUGCAGGUGUCUGGGACCCCCUGCUGGAACAUGGCGCUUGUCCAGUACUCCUCGGUGACAAAUGGGUCAUUAACAAGUGGAUAUUCUACGGCGGUCAGACGCUGCAAGUCCCCUGCCAACUACAACCUCACGCCCACGUCGCCCGCCCCCUGCUGUGAACCCCAGUAACCAAAACUCUACAGUAACCACAAAUCUUCCCAACAACCAAAACUCACCAGUUUCAGGCAGUUGUACGUCACCUUGGUGUUGACCCAGGGAGCACAGAUGCCCACCAGGAAGAUGCCGCUGAGGGGGCCCUUAAUGGCACUGAGGAGGCUAUAUGCCACUUGGAAGAUGGUGCCCAACUUGCCCACUACCAAACCCAUACAGAUGGCCACCACACCCGUCAUGGAGGCUGUCAACAAAAAACAUUACCAGAUGUGCCUCACACACUCGACACAAGUGCCACACUCCAAGCUCUCCAAGAAUGUGUGCGAGUGUACAGGGGCCGGCAGGGUACACACCUGAGGACGCCGCCAUACACAGACGCCACAAAGAGACCUGACAUACCCACCAGGUGACUCAACUUGUCCGUCACCAGGUAGGGAAUGAUCUGGUCAGGCUUUUCAAUUCUUCCAGAGGUGAGAGGAUCACAGUCGCUGUAGACGGCAUAGGCGACCAGGCCAGAAAAGUAGAAGACUCCCCACAGCAUGAACAGCCCCACGAUGAACAAAAUGCAGAGUCUUGUCCACAUGAAAUAGUGUGGAAGUUAGUUAAAGCCAGAAGGUAAUACAGCUUUAGCUCAUAUUGGCAACAGCUUACAGAAAGUGUGAAAGAAGAAUAUGAAUUGGACUUACGACUGUGAUUGUUUCAGGUUCUUGACGGAGACGAACCUCUGGAACUGCGGCUGGUUGAGGCCGGCCAUGCUGAGCACCACGUACAUCCCCAGCACUUGUGUCGACCAGAACGUGUGGCGCACAAAAGGACUAGUGUCCAUGCU